This is a messenger RNA of Scleropages formosus (Asian bonytongue), 1509 nucleotides long. RefSeq names its product zinc-binding protein A33-like. Bases 79 to 1509 code for a protein of 476 amino acids. The record is from RefSeq and is a predicted model, not a curated record. NCBI's taxonomy places the organism in Eukaryota, Metazoa, Chordata, Actinopteri, Osteoglossiformes, Osteoglossidae. Gene Ontology annotation, molecular function: protein binding; zinc ion binding. The transcript has 6 exons.
ACCUGCCUGCAGAACAAGAGUGACACUUUGACAAAAAAAUUCAGAACUGGAAAGACGUGAAGAAACAGAGUCUGUAAAAUGGCGGCUAAAAUUUCUUUUCUGGAUGAGGACCUCAUUUGCUCUGUGUGCUGUGAGAUCUUCAAGGAUCCUGUUGUCCUGAAGUGCAGCCACAGCUUCUGUAAAUCCUGUGUGCAGCAGUACUGGGAACAGAAGAGCUCCAGAGAGUGCCCCUUGUGUAGGAGAAGGUCCUCUGCUGAAGAUCCUCCACCAAAUCUGGUUUUAAAGAACAUUGUGGAAACAUACCUGAAGAAAAAGAGUGAGGUUGAAGCUGUAGAGAAAACUGAACCUCACUGCAGUGUCCAUGGACAGAAACUCUUGUUUUUCUGCGAGGACGACCAUGAAGUUCUCUGUGUCGUGUGUCAGACUUCAAAAAAACACAGAAACCAUCAGCUCUGUCCAGUGGAAGAAGCUGCAGCAGAAAUGAAGGAAAAACUCAAGACUGCAUUGAAACCAAUAAAGGAAAAACUGAAAAAGUUCAAUGAAGCUAAAAAACUGUGUGAGGACACAAUGAAACAUGUAAAGAAUCAAGCCCAACACACAGAGAAACAGAUAAAGGAGGAGUUUGAGAAGCUCCACCAGUUCCUGCGAGAUGAAGAGGAGGCUAGAUUGGCUGCACUGAGAGAGGAAGAGGAGCAGAAGAGUCAGAGGAUGAAGAACAAGAUAGAAAACAUGUCCAAACACAUCUCCAUCCUGUCAGACAGAAUCAGAGAGGUUGAGGAAGAUCUGAACAAUGAAGACACCAAAUUCCUGAUGACCUUAAUGAGCACACAACAAAGAUCCCAGUGUGAAGUGAAGGAUCCAGAGGUGCUUUCAGGAGCGCUGAUAGAUGUGGCCAAACACCUGGGUUCUCUGAGCUUCAGAGUCUGGGAGAAGAUGCUGCACAUUGUCACAUACACUCCUGUGACUCUGGACCCCAACACUGCAGUCCCCUGGCUCUUUCUGUCUGAUGAUUUGACCUGUGUGAGAAACACUCGAGUCAAACAGCAGCUUCCUGACAACAAAGAGAGGUUUGAUCGCUGUGUCAAUGUGUUGGGCUCUGAGGGGUUUAUUUCAGGAAAACACAGCUGGGAGGUGGAGGUGGGAAACACACCUGAGUGGGAUGUAGGAGUGAUGAAGGAGUCCAUCAACAGGAAGGGUGAGAUUACAUGUAGCCCUGAGGAUGGAUUCUGGGUUGUUGCUCUGAGGAAUGGAGACCAGUAUAAAGCAUACACCUCACCAUCAACAAGCCUCACACUGGAGAAGAAACCCCAGAGGAUCCGGGUUCAGCUGGACUAUGACAAGGGGAAGGUGUCCUUCUUCAACUCCACUGACAUGUCACACAUCUACACUUUUACAGACACUUUCACUGAGAAAUUGUUUCCAUUUUUCUCUCCUUGUGUAAAUGUUGAUGGGAGUAACUCUGGAGCUCUAAAGAUGUGUCCAGUGAAGGUGUCUGUAACUGUCAACUGA